Messenger RNA from Cuculus canorus (common cuckoo), 1554 nucleotides. It is a transcript of the gene QTRT1, whose product is annotated as queuine tRNA-ribosyltransferase catalytic subunit 1. The record is from RefSeq and is a predicted model, not a curated record. NCBI's taxonomy places the organism in Eukaryota, Metazoa, Chordata, Aves, Cuculiformes, Cuculidae. Gene Ontology annotation, cellular component: cytosol. The transcript is spliced from 10 exons. Gene Ontology annotation, molecular function: tRNA-guanosine(34) queuine transglycosylase activity. Bases 214 to 1440 code for a protein of 408 amino acids.
CGGAACUGGGGGAGCACUGGGCUGAACUGGGAGCGCACUGGGCGGCACUGGUUCCGGGGCGGCCGCGGCCUAUUUCCGAACCCGCUCCUGCGGCGGCGCCCGCGUUGCCCUUAGCGACGGUCACUUCCGGCACGAGGCUCCCGUCACGCGGUCCAAGAUGGCGGCCGGAAGUGCGCGCGUCACGUGGUGUAGCGCAGGCGUUCCCCCCCCAAGAUGGCGGCGGCGGCAGAGCCGGUGCUGCGGGUGGUGGCGGAGUGCGCGCAGAGCCGCGCGCGGGCGGGAGAGCUGCGGCUGCCGCACGGCACCGUGCCCUGCCCCGUGUUCAUGCCCGUGGGCACCGCCGGCACCGCCAAAGGCAUCACCGCCGCCCAGCUCGAAGCGCUCGGCUGCGGCCUCUGCCUCGGCAACACCUUCCACCUCGGGGCGAGGCCGGGCGCAGAGCUGGUGCGGCGCGCGGGGGGGCUCCACCGGUUCAUGGAUUGGCCCCACAACCUCCUGACGGACAGCGGAGGGUUCCAGAUGGUGUCUCUGGCGGCGCUGGCGGAGGUGUCGGAAGUUGGGGUGCGUUUCCGCACGCCGUGGGGCGACGAUGAGGUACUGCUCACGCCCGAGCGCUCCAUCGCCAUUCAGAACGCGUUGGGCGCUGACAUUGUGAUGCAACUCGACGACGUCGUCAGCAGCACCGAAACCGGACCCCGCGUCGAGGAGGCCAUGAUGCGGUCUGUGCGGUGGUUGGAUCGCUCGGUGGCCGCUCACUCUCUGCCGCAGCGUCAGCGCCUCUUCGCCAUCAUUCAGGGCGGCCUCGACCCCGACCUGCGCCGGCGCUGCAUCCGAGAGAUGACCCAAAGGGCCGUGUGCGGUUUUGCCAUCGGGGGUCUCAGUGGGGGAGAGGAGAAGAGCGCCUUCUGGCGGGCGGUGAAGUGCAGCGCCGAACUGCUGCCCCCCAACAAACCCCGAUACCUCAUGGGCGUCGGUUACCCCACGGAUCUGGUGGUGUGUGUGGCUCUGGGCUGUGACAUGUUCGACUGCGUCUUCCCCACACGCACAGCGGUGAGAAACCACCGCCGGUGGGGCAGAUGUGGGGCAGAUCGCUUCGGCUCCGCACUCGUCCCUGAGGGAUCCCUGCAGCUCAAGAACCGGCGCUUCGCAAAGGAUUUCCGCCCCAUAGACGAGCGCUGCUCCUGCCCCACAUGUCAGAGGCACAGUCGCGCUUUCCUCCACGCACUGCUGCGAACCGAGACGGCGGCGCUGCACCACAUCAGCCUCCACAACAUCGCCUACCAGCUGGGGCUGAUGGCCGCCAUUCGCCGCAGCAUCGUGGAGCGCCGCUUCCCGUCGUUCGUUCGGGGGUUCCUGCGGGAGCGGUACGGGGGGACCCCGGGGGGGACCCCGGAAUGGGUGCGCGAUGCCCUCCGCUCGGUAGGCAUCGAAGUGGAGUAACGGGGGGGGACACCCCAAAACCCAGUGGAGAAACCGCCCCCAGAACCCCAAAAAACCUGAGGGGAAUCUGUGGGCACUCAAAAAAAUGGGGACCCCCCCGAACCCCAAAGGGGG